Oncorhynchus nerka (sockeye salmon) is the source of this 8148-nucleotide messenger RNA. Its product is annotated as small ribosomal subunit protein mS40-like. The transcript has 5 exons. Gene Ontology annotation, biological process: mitochondrial translation. The coding region runs from base 1 to 570 and encodes 189 amino acids. Gene Ontology annotation, cellular component: mitochondrion. The record is from RefSeq and is a predicted model, not a curated record. NCBI's taxonomy places the organism in Eukaryota, Metazoa, Chordata, Actinopteri, Salmoniformes, Salmonidae. Gene Ontology annotation, molecular function: structural constituent of ribosome.
AUGCAGAGUGGAUACUUUAACUGUUACAAGGACAGACCAUGGGGCUACCUGGAGAGCGAAGAGUACAUAGAGCACUAUGGAACCAGUCCAGUGUGGUCUAACUACAGGAGGAACCAGAAAGGAGGGAUUCCCUCUCAGAAGACACGCAAUACCUGCAUUGUAGGUGUAACAGCGGUGGUUCUGUAUAUCAUCCUGACCAACCUGCCCUCUAAAUACACCUCUGCUGUCUUCAACCAGGAUCUCAGCGAUCACAAGCUAUUCAAUGUUAUGUUUGGUAAGCAAUGGACCAUUGUCUUUCUGCAGAAUGUGAAGCUGCUGCAAAUUUUUAUACGCCCAUAUACAGGCGUUGUGUAUGACCCCACGCGGACAGUGUCCAUAUUUCCAGGGCUGCUACCCUUCCAGGUUCCUCAUGUGGACUUUUCAGGGGAGGACUAUUCCAACUCCCACUACGCAGUUGGCUCGGCCCCUCCUCCCCCCACCAUGACCCCUUGGUACAGGUGGUACCACACCAUACAGCCAGAGACUGAAGUGGCUCAAGUCAAGAAGAGCAACGAGGCCCAUUUGACAUAGGCCCUAGUCUAUCAGAGGAAUCAUGGUAAAAUUAUUUUUUGUGAUAUCAUUUGGGCUUUCUGGAAGUAGUAGAGCAAGUUUUAAAGAUGCACUAUGCAGAAAUCACUCCACCAUUUCCUGGUUGCUAAAAUUCUAAUAGUUUGUCUAAUUUCAGUUUGUGACAAAACAAGCAAGUAUAGUGUAAAGAAUCAUUAUACCAUCUAAACCGCAGUGUGAAAUAUUUUCCAUAACCAAAAAUAUUGUAUUUUCAGAUGGUGUACAAAAACAAGACGAUAAAAGUAAACUUAAGCAUAGAAAUAGCGCUCAGAACAUAUUACUGCUUCUUGGACUUGCUUUCAAUGAGUGACAGACCUACAACUCAUAUUUCUGUGAAUUUGUUCGGGUCGCACUAAAAGUUAUAGAAUAUUGUUUAUGGCAAUAUUGCUUUUGGGAGAGUUUUGCUAAAACAUGUCACAGAUCACUGAUUCAUGCCAGACACUUUUCACAGGCUACAACUAAAAAUCUAAUUGUAUUUGUCACAUACUUUGUAAACAACCAGUGUAGACUAAUAGUGAAAUGCUUACAUCUACUUUGUGCAUGACACAAGUCAUUUUUCCAAUAAUUGUUUACAGACAGAUUGUAUCACAAUUCCAGUGGGUCAGAAGUUUACAUACACUAAGUUGACUGUGCCUUUGAACAGCUUGGAAAAUUCCAACAAAUUAUGUCAUGGCUUUAGACGCUUCUGAUAGGCUAAUUUACGUCAUUUGAGUCAAUUGUAGAUGCAUUUCAAGGCCUACCUUCAAACUCAGUGCCUCUGCUUGACAUCAUGGGGAAAGACCUCUGAAAAAAAAUGUAGCCCCCCACAAGUCUGGCUCAUCCUUGGGAGCAAUUUCCAAACCACGUUCAUGUGUACAAACAAUAGUACCCAAGUAUCAUGGGACCACACAGCCAUCAUACCGCUCAGGAAGGACACGCGUUCUGUCUCCUAGAGAUGAAUGUACUUUGGUGCGAAAAGUACAAAUCAAUCCCAGAACAACAGCAAAGGACCUUGUGAAGAUGCUGGAGGAAACAGGCACAAAAGUAUCAAUAGCCACAGUAAAACGAGUCCUACAUCGACAUAACCUGAAAGGCCGCCCAGCAAGGAAGAAGCCACUGCUCAAAAACUGCCAUAAAAAUACCAGACUACAGUUUGCAACUGCACAUGGGGACAAAGAUCAUACUUUUUGGAGAAAUGUCCUCUGGUCUAAUGAAACAAAAAUAACUGUUUAGCCAUAAUGACCAUCAUGUUUGGAGGGAAAAGGGGGAGGCUUGCAAGACGAAGAACACCAUCCCAACCGUGAAGCACGGGGGUGGCAGCAUCAUGUUUGGGGGUGCUUUGCUGCAGGAGGGACUGGCGCAAUUUACAAAAUAGAUGGCAUCAUGAGGGAGAAAUGAUGUGGAAAUAUUGAAGCAACAUCUCAAGACGUCAGUCAGGGAAUGGGUCUUCCAAAUGGACAAUGACCCCAAGCAUACUUCCAAAGUUGUGGCUAAAUGGCUUAAGGACAACAUAGUCACGGUGUUGGAGUGGCCAUCACAAAGCCCUGACCUCAAUCCUAUAGAAAAUUUGUGGGCAGAACUGAAAAAGUGUGUGUGAGCAAGGAGGCCUACAAAUCUGACUCAGUUACACCAGCUCUGUCAGGAGGAAUGGGCCAAAAUUCACCCACCUUAUUGUGGGAAGCUUGUGGAAGGCUACCUGAAAUGUUUGACCCAAGUCAAACAAUUUAAAGGCAAUGCUACCAACUACUAAUUGAGUGAGUGUAUGUAAACUCUGACCCACUGGGAAUGUGAUGAAAGAAAUAAAAGCUGAAAUCACUAUUAUUGACAUUUCACAUUAAAAAAAGUGGUGAUCCUAACUGACUGAAGACAGGGAAUUUUUACUAGUAUUAAAUGUCAGGAAUUGUGAAAAUUAGUUUGUAUUUGGCUAAGGUGUAUGGAAACUUCCUACUUCUACUGUGUGUAGAGGUAAAGUGACUACAACAGGAUGACUGAUAAGUGAAUAAUCAGCUCAUGUACAUGAGAAAUCUGUCUAAUCUGUUCUACAUCUAUGCUCAAUGUUUAAUAUUUAGAGACAAGUUGUACAAUAGACAUUAAGAUGCAAAAUCCAUUUAUUUAAUUGCCUUUUUGUCUGUAGUAAAUACUUAAUCAUACAGGUGUCAACAUGUUUAUUCCCAGGUAAUAAGAGCUUGGUUUCUACAUGUGUGGAUCCACUGGUAAUGUAUUGCCAUUUCCUCUAUAAUAGAAAUACUUCAGCAUGUUGCUAUUUCUGUCCCAUUGUCACCUGGGUGAGACAUGCCCACUUGUCCAGUCAAAUUCUAAAUUCCAAAUCACACCCUAUCUUUUCAGAUAUACAGUUGUGUGGAGGGGUCAAGGUGGCAAAUUGGACUCAAGAAAAUGUAUGCAUCUCAUAGGCCGAUACUGCAGUACACCAGGGGUGUAUUCUCAAUACUCUUAACGUGGCUUCCUCGCCACACCUUUCUUCAAAUAAACUGAUUUGGGAGAGACUUAAGCCAUGAUGCUUAUUCAAAUAAGUGGUGAACGAUCAGGCGCGACAAGGAAACAAAGCCACUUUAGACUAUCGAGAUACACUCCAGCACUGAGUUAAUGACAUAGCCAGCUUCAGUGGUAAGUUAUUUUGCAUUACAUUUCCAUUUCCUCCUGGGGUCUGUUCAAAAUGGUACCCUAUUCCCUACAUAGUGCAGUACAUUUGACCAGGGCCCAUAGUGCUCUGGUGAGAAAUGGUGCAGUACAGGGAAUAGAGUGCCAAUAGAGCCCAGGUUCUGUAGUAGGUAGGUCACUCUUUGACCUUGUGGACCAGGGUCUCCCCCAGUGACUCCAGGACCUCCCGUUUGUAGUCCUCGAAGUCCCCGUCUAUCUGGUUGACAGACCGAUCCUCCACCACCCACAGCUGACAGGCUGUCUCAGUGAUCAGCCGGGCAUCGUGGCUCACGAUGAUCACAGCUAUGGAGGGACAACAGCAAGGAAUGAACAUGUUACAUAUGAGAAACACUGUCAGAAGAGUACCAAAAGGCACUAUCAGCAGCAUGCUAAUUAUAUGUUUGAUUCUAUUGCAUUGACAGGCACAAUUCAGGCCCAUACUUUACACAAACCGGUGUGCCAUAACCAAUCAGACCUCUGUAUCCCCAUAUGCAAAUAGACCAUCGCCAUAUGGAUCUUUGGUAGUACAUCCAACCGGUCUCACAACCGCAGACCAGGUGUAUGGUGACGUGUGGGUGAGCGGUUUGCUCAUGUCAAUGUUGUGAACGGAGUGCCCCAUGGGAGGGAUGGGGUUAUGGUAUGGGCAGGCAUAAGCUAUAGACAAUGAACACAAUUGCAUUUUAUCGAUGGCAAUUUGAAUGCACAGAGAUAACGUGACGAGAUCUUGAGGCCCGUCGUUGUGCCAUUCAUCCGCUGUCAUCACAUCAUGUUUCAGCAUGAUAAUACAUUUCCCCAUGUCUCAAGAAUCUGUAUACAAUUCCUGGAAGCUGAAAAUGUCCCAGUUCUUCCAUGCCCUGCAUACUCUUAUCCAUUGUUACCCAUUGAGCACGUUUGGGAUGCUCUGGAUCUACGUGUAAGACAACGUGUUCCAGUUCCCACCAAUGUCCAGCAACUUCGCACAGCCAUUGAAGAGUGGGACAACAUUCCACAAUCAACAGCCUGAUCAACUCUAUGAGAAGGAGAUGUGGUCUCAUGCAGCAGGACACAUCAGAUACGGACUAGUUUUCUUAUCACGCCCCUACUUUUUUUUAAAAGGUACCUGUGACCAACAGAUGCAUAUCUGUAUUCCCAGUCCUGUGAUAUCCAUAGAUUAGGGCCUAAUUAAUUCAUUUCAAUUGACUGAUUUCCUAAUAUGAACUAUAGCUCAGUAAAAUCUUUGAAAUUGUUGCAUGUUGCGUUUAGAUUUUUGUAAAGUUGUUUCUUGCAUCAAUUUGAUUCAGUCACCUUGUCUGAAGGACAAGUGGAUAAACAUUAACCUGUCAAUCCCUACAUGUUUUUUUUUUUCAAAAGUCUCAUGGAAUGUAGGCCUACAUUUAACACCACACAUUGGCUGCUACUGUAGAAUGAAUGAUAGAACAGCUAUUUCCAUGAUAAUAUAUUUUGGCCCUAUUUCCAUGUCAACGCACACCAGAAGUUAAACAGAAUUUUCACAACGUUCAAGUUUGUGCUCAGCAGACCUGAAAUUUGCUCAGUGCCCAGGAACAUUGGCCACAGCUACCCCAUAUCUGAGGCUACUUUCUGAUCCUACAUUUAAACAAAAGAAACCCUCAAUACCAAACAGCCUCUUGUAUUUGUGUACAUACCUCCUUUGUACUCAUUAAUCGCUUCUGAUAAGGCAUCGAUCGACUCAAUGUCCAGGUUGUUAGUAGGCUCAUCUAGGAUGAGAACGUCAGGUUGUCGACAGGCCAGCUCAGCGAAUACCACUCGGGCUUUCUGACCACCUGGAUGGAGAGGAACAUAAACAGAUUGACAAUGGAUGAUGGUGUGUGUGCUUGCACGUGUGUGCAUGCAUGUUUCUAUUCCUAACCUGAUAACUUGGAGAUCUGGAUGGUGUGUGCAUGACUCUCCAGUCCAAAGCGGCCCAGACACUUCCUGCUGUCCUGGUAGGGCAGGUUGAAGUUCCUCUGGAGGUACUCUGUAGCUGCCUCCUCCAUGUUCAGCUGGUCAGCAUAUUGCUGGUUAAAGAAACCCACCUUCAGCCGAUGGUUCUUUCUCAUCUCCCCCUUGAUCUGAAAGGCAAAUCAACACAUUUAGUCUGACACACAGUUAUACCCAUCAGUGAAAAAGCAGAUGCCGUAUUUGCAUUUGUAAGGAUACUUUUGUUGUCAUUUUUGUUUGGAGGCAAACUCACUGGAUUUAACCUGCCAGUGAGAAGUAGUAGUAGGGUACUCUUCCCGACUCCAUUGGGUCCAACUAUACAAACUGAACAUGGAUAAAGAGCUGUCAGGUAUAGUAUGGAGGCUAAUGACAUGGCCCAAAUUUUCAAACAGAAAUAAUUUCUCCAUACUUCUAGUCUCCAUGUCGAUACCAAAGUCCACAUUCUUGAAGAGAGGUUUGUGUCCCUCAAAGGCAAAGUCCACACCUGAGACAGACAGAGAGCGGAGGAUUAACAGGGAUAUACAAAGAGAGAGAGAGGAAGAGGACAAAGAGAGGGAGAACUCACUGUGCAGUCCGAGGAUGGGAGGAGAGAGAGAAGGGGGGUUGGGGAAGGUGAAUUUGACAGUGUACUCUUUGGGUCGUUUGAGCAGCUCUGUUGCUUCCAGACUCUCCUCUUCCACCCCUCCCUUCUUCUUUCCCUUCGCCUGCUUUCUGGUCAAGGCUUCCUUAGUCUGCUUCUCCUAGAGAGAUAGACAGAAAACAGUGGAUGAUGGGAGAAGUACAGAGAGCGAGACAGAUCCAGGUAGAACCAUGUCUGAACAGGUAGCUAAACUAAACUUACGGCCUGUUUGGUGGACUUCCCCCCAGCCUUGAGAUCCUUGAGCUUCUUCUCCUGUUUGUCAUACUGUUUCUGGAGCUCCUUCUGCUUCUGAACGUACAUCUUCUUAAACGUCACUGAGAGGGAGACAGAUUGAAAAAUACAUUUUAGUAAAUUAGCAGACACUCGUAUCCAGAUGUAGUGCAACAGUUCAUCUUAAGAUAGCUAUGUCUCACCUAGCUCAGUCAUAAAUAACCAAAUCUCAGUUGUAUCAACUGUCAGUGCAAGUGGAAAAAGACAAGUGCGAGUUUUAGAUGCCCCUAGCAUGCAAAAGACAACUGAUGCUACUCCUGGAGAGAUCAGAUACAUGUUCUACAUUAAUAGAACACGUACCUACACAAAAACAAAUGCAAUAUACAACAAUUUCAAAGAUUUUACUAAAUUACAGUUCAUUAGGCCCUAAUCAAUGGAUUUCACAGGACUUGGAAUACAGAUAUGCAUCUGUUGGUCAAAGAUACCUUAAAAAAAAAAGAUAGGGGUGUGGAUCAGAAAACCAGUCAGUAUCUGGUGUGACCACUAUUUUCCUCAUGCAGCGACACAUCUCCUUCGCAUUGAGUUGAUCAGGCUGUUGAUUGUUGUCCUACUCUUCUUCAAUGGCUGUGCGAAGUUGCUGGAUAUUGGCUGUAACUGUAACACAUGUCGAUCCAGAGCAUCCCAAGCAUGGUCAAAGGGUGACAUGUCUGGUAUGCAGGCCAUGGAAGAACGGGGACAAUUUCAGUUUCUAGGAAUUGUGUACAGAUUCUUGCAACAUGGGGCCGUGCGUUAUCAUGCUGAAACAUGAGGUGAUGGAGGUGGAUGAAUGGCAUGACAAUGGGCCUUCAGGAUCUCGUCACAGUAUUCUGCGCAUUCACAUUGCCAUCGAUACAAUGCAAUUGUGUUCGUAGCGAAUGCCUAUCCAUACUAUAUCCACGCCACCACCACAGGGUACUCUGUUCGUAACAUUGACAUCAGCAAACCUCUCGCCCAUACAACUCCAAACACACUGUUUUCCAUCUGCCCGGUACAGUUGAAACCGGGAUUCAUCUGUGAAGAGAACACUUCUCCAGCUUGCCAGUGGUCAUCUAAGGUGAGUAUUUGCCCACAGAAGUCAGUUAUGCCCCCGAACUGCAGUCAGGUCAAGAACCUGGUGAGGACAACGAGCACGCAGAUGAUCUUCCCUGAGACGGUUUGUGCAGAAAUUAUUUUGCUGUGCAAACCUACAGUUUUAUCAGCUGUCCAGGUGGCUGGUCUCAGUCGAACCCGCAGGUGAAGAUCCUGGGCUGGCGUGGUUACACAUGGUCUGCGGUUGUGAGGUCGGUUGGACAUACGGCCAAAUUCUCUAAAACGACGUUGGAGGCGGAUUAUGGUAGAGAAAUGAACAUUCAAUGCUGUGGCAACAGCUCUGGUGGAUAUUCCUGCAGUCAACAUGCCAAUUGCACUCUCCCUCAAAACUUGAGACAUCUGCGGCAUUGUGUUGUGUGACAAAACUGCACAUUUUAGAGUGACCUUUUAUUGUCCCCAGUACAAGGUGCACCUGUGUAAUGAUCAUGCUGUUUAAUCAGCUUCUUGAUAUGCCACACCUGUCAGGUGGAUGGAUCAUCUUGGCAAAGGAGAAAUGCUCACUAACAGGGAUCUAAACACAUUUGUACAGAACAUUUUUGAGAAAUAAGCUUUUUGUGCGUACGGAACACUUCUGGAAUCUUAUUUCAUCUCAUGAAACAUGGGACCAACAAUUUACAUGUUGAAUUGAUAUUUUUGUUCAGUGUAGUAUGUCAAUAACCAAAUACACACACUUUUGUUUUUUGUUGUGUUGAAGUAUUUCCAGGCUAACAGUUUGUGGGGAAGGAGAAAGAAUGUACAUAGCAAAUACUCACAGUAGUUCCCUCUGUAGUAGUAAAGUUUCUGGUUGUCCAGGUGAACGAUGUCAGUACACACAUCAUCCAGGAAACUCUGGUCGUGAGACACGAUGAGGAGAGUCUUCUUCCAGCCCUGAAGGUAGCUAGGUGGAGAGAUUGAUAUAUUAGCCACUGUAGUGUAUCAUUCACAGAUGCAGGGCUGAAAGGAGACCCAUUGAGUAAGCAGCUGUAUAAAUAAAUUAUAUUUAAGUAAAA